This is a messenger RNA of Ricinus communis (castor bean), 2299 nucleotides long. Its product is annotated as BTB/POZ domain-containing protein At2g04740. The coding region runs from base 226 to 1989 and encodes 587 amino acids. Gene Ontology annotation, cellular component: cytoplasm; ubiquitin ligase complex. The record is from RefSeq and is a predicted model, not a curated record. The transcript has 5 exons. NCBI's taxonomy places the organism in Eukaryota, Viridiplantae, Streptophyta, Magnoliopsida, Malpighiales, Euphorbiaceae. Gene Ontology annotation, molecular function: protein binding.
AAUAUUAUAUAUACACUUAAAUUAUCCAUUUCUUUAGCAACAAUUAUCCAUUUCUGGAUAUAAAAACUAAACAAAAUAAAAGUAAAACAGAAAAACAGUAUCAGAUGAUCCUACACUUUGGCACCUUUGGCUAUAGACACUGUGAACCCCUCAACAAAAUUGACACCAAUUUAAACUAAACCUACAAUAAUCAAUUGACCCAAAAACAGAAAAAAAGGGAAAAGAAUGACCCCAACUGCAAAACCCAGAUGGACACUAGAAGAAGAACUGGAUGGAAUAGACCUAGACCCAUCAGAUUUCACCUCAUCCCUUCCUCUAAAAAAGGUCCCAAACGGCGACGUCUUUGAAGCGUCGCGUGCCGGCGAUGUGGACCGUCUAAAAUACUUGCUAGAAUCAGGGGUUAAUGUGAACGCGCGUGACCAGUGGGACUCAGUGGCUCUAUACUACGCAUGCUUAGCUGGGCAUCUGGAUGCUGCAAGAAUGUUGCUUGAGAAUGGAGCUAUAUGCUCAGAGCAUACAUUUGAUGGAGAUAGGUGUCAUUAUGCUGCUUUGAAUUUGAAAGUCAGAAAGCUUUUAAAAGCUUUUGAAGCUAGACCUCCUCCGUUAGCUCCGUUACAAGCGGCGCUGAGAAAUAUUUUUUUGGGUUGUUUCAGUAAUAGGGCUUUUCUGGAACAAGCUGAAUUCGGUGGCUUUCAUCAUGUUCCAGGUCUUUCAUCCAAUGGGGUGUCCAAUUCCAACCACUUCCCUCCGGAUGUGGCAUUUUUUGUUCAAGGUAGGCCUAUUGAAGCUCACAGAGUCAUAUUAAGUGCUCGGUCAUCAUUUUUUAAGACGAAGUUUGAAACUGAUUGGAGAGACCGGCAUGAAGUAAGAUUUGGAAAGGAAAAGCUGUCUUAUCCUGCUCUUUAUAGCCUCAUUCACUUCUUCUAUUCUGACAGACUAGAGAUUAUAGUGGAUGACAUGGAAGAUCUUGUAAGAAUCUGCAAAGUAUGCAAAUGUGAAUCCUUAAAAAGGAUCCUUGAGAAAGAACUGUAUCAUCAAAAAUAUGCAGAGUACAAAGCAUUAAGAGAUGUAGACAACUCUCAGAAGCGGUAUAUCUUACAGGGUGCAUCGCUUCCUGAGGAAGAUCGGCUUCCUUCUGCCUUGCACCGCGUCCUUCAGACUUCCCUAGCAAAAUCCACCUUGGAACAAAACCUGGAUGUCAGUGUUGAUAGGUUAGUAUAUUCCUUCGAUGCAGUGCAGUUGAGCGAUUCUGUAGAUGAUCUUGCUGAUGUUUGUAUAAGAGUGGAUAAGAAGAUUUUCCGCUGCCAUCAAGUGAUUUUAGCAUCGAGGUCAGAGUACUUUAGAGCAAGAUUGUCCCGAAUGAAGGAUUUUCAUGAAGGGAAGGAUGGAUUACCUAUUGAUAGUCUUCCAUGUCUUGUAGAACAUGAUUUGAGCAUGGAAACAUUGGAGAAAAUGUUGGAGUAUAUGUAUACUGACAGCCUGAAGGAAAUAUACCCAGAUCAGGCAGAGGAAAUGUUUGAUGCUGCUUCAAGGUAUCUAUUAUUUCCUCUUAAGCGUGCUGUAGCAGAUGCACUGUUGCCACACCUGGAAAUGGUUUCACCUGCAGAACUAUGUCAUUGGCUUAUUUUGGCAGACAUGUACGGUGUCUUGAAGAUCCGAGAGUAUUGUCUGGAUAUAAUAGCUUGCGACUUUGAGACAUUUGCUGACACUCGUGAAUUUCGAGCUAUGCUUCUAACACUGCCUCCUCCAUCUGGAGACUCAUCGCUUCGCACCACAGCUCCAAGUGCUCCAGGAGCUAUAAUAAAUACAGACCAGGGAAAUCUUCUUGAUGAUUUGAGAGAGAAAUGGCUUGAAGCUGAGGCUGCUGAGCUUGACAAGAGAGACGAGAGCGCAUUACUAUUUGACAAGCGCCUUGAGAUGCUUAUGCUUGUGGCGGAGAAAGAAAAGUCUGAUGAGCCUACAGAUGGCCCUGAAGCUUUCUCUGAAUGAUUUUUGUAUUUCCUUCAUUCUACCCUCAAACAAAAUUAGACAGGGAUGAUAUAAACGACAAAAAUAACAGGAUUAAAAGUUGAAAUUCUGCAGACAAUUUUUUUAGUGUCUAUAAAUAAAUGUUGUAUAAUGAUGUCUAUAUUAUAUCGCAGUUCUGUAACUAUAGACAGAAUUGAGCCUGUAAGUUCUGCCGCCCAAGCACCAUUCUCAUCCGAAUUUUCCCUUUCUUUUCUAGUGAAAAUUCAUUCUGUAACUAACAGAUAUCCUCAAAGAUCUCUUAUUGAAUUGCUUUCUGAUGCUCUUUUUUUAA